CAUAAUUCAUGAAUGAAUAUGUUUGAAAUAAUAUCGUUCAGUAUCAAUGCAUUUAAUUGAAUCAUUUAUAUGCUGAUGGAACGAGAAUAAAAAGGUCCAUUAUCACUUUGGUUCGGAUGAAUCAUCCACAACCAUUAUUAUUACGACAAUGAUAUGGCUGCAGCAUUACCCUAUCGUUAUAGACGAAUUAAUUUGAAUGGAACUCUUCUGAGAAUAGCAUCGAAUUUGGAGCCGCCAUGGUGGUUUUUAAAAAAUCCGGAUGAUCCGCCUUAUGAUGGUUUGUCAUAUCCAUUUCUUCUGUUCCUGGCCGAAUACUUGAAUUUUAAAUGGGAACUCAUCGAUCAAGAUGGUGAUUGGGGCUUAAAACGAUUUUCUGACCAUAAUUUUACCGGUCUAGUCGGUUCCAUCUUAUCGGGUCGGACCCAUUUUGCAAUGGGAGGUGUUUCAAAUUCGAUUCCAUUGUUUAACAAUUUAACUGCUUCAUCCGAUUUUAUUCAAAUUUCUCGUAUCACUUAUUUAACGUUGAAAUCUGGAUCAAAAAUUGAUUCUGGUGUAAUUUUUUCUCCAUUCGAUCCAAUUGCUGGUUCAUUAAUGGCUUUUUCCUGUGUAUUUACAAUAAUAUUAGCAAUCAUACUACGUAAAUUGAUAAAAAUUCAAGUCAAUUUUCCUUGGUUUGUAUUUCAAGCAUUUCUUCAUCAAUCCUUCAAAUAUCCAACUAUCAAUUGGUUUGGCAUUAAUUUUUUAAUUCAAAUUUGCUGUUGGACCGGUUUAUUCUUUUAUCAGGCUUACAGUUUGAUAAUAAUUUCUAGAUUAACCGAUAUCGAAAGUUAUAAUGUCAUAUCAGAUGUGCAACAAUUUUCUGCUAUGGCUGCUCAACAGAAGCUGAUACCGGUAAUGAGUGAAAAAUCUCCCUAUUUUGAUAUAUUUGAAAAAUAUAAGAAGGCCGACAAAAUUUAUAAAAUUUUAUGUAAAAAUAUGAAAAAAGCUGAUUCUCAUGAAGAUGCCAUUUAUCAAAUGAUCAAACAUCAACACGAUAUUGAAUUUGGAAAUUUUUCACCAGUAAGAAACCCGUCAUUCUAUUCGGUCAUUGGGACAUUUAAAUAUCUGAACAUGUUUGCCAAUCGUUUGGGUUCACAAUACUUUGUUUAUAAAGAUGAUAUAGAUACAGCUUUUUUUACCGAUUAUUAUGGUCUACUGUUUCGAGCAAAUUCCACAAUGAUUCCAUAUUUUAAUCAAUGCAUUAAGAUCGCACGCGAAUGUGGUUUUUUUGUCAAAUGGUUUGUUUAUGACAAACCAGUAUGGACGAAAAAAUUUCCUGAAUUAGAAUCAAUGUUAUCACGUUUGAAUCAAAAUAGGAAAUUAGACAAUGCAUCGAGUAAUCAAUCAACCAAAUUGACGUUAAAUGUUACACAUUACUUGUUCGAUACCUAUUUUAUAUGUUUAUCAUCAUUUUUUCUUGUAUUCAUCAGUGAAAUUAUUUGGAGAAUAAUAAAAGUUUCAAAAUAA
Dermatophagoides farinae (American house dust mite) is the source of this 1506-nucleotide messenger RNA. Lineage: Eukaryota; Metazoa; Arthropoda; Arachnida; Sarcoptiformes; Pyroglyphidae. The record is from RefSeq and is a predicted model, not a curated record.